Molecule: messenger RNA, 3221 nt
Organism: Dermatophagoides farinae (American house dust mite)
Lineage: Eukaryota; Metazoa; Arthropoda; Arachnida; Sarcoptiformes; Pyroglyphidae
Source: RefSeq, a predicted model, not a curated record
GACCAUAGCCUAACGAAAAAUCGAACGAAAACAAUCGAAACGAAUCCAUCACGAGAGGGCGCUACCCAAAACAAUCAAUCAUACGAUACUAUCGAUGUCACGCCACCUGAUGCAACACCAAUAUUAAUGCCACAACCAUCGACGUCAAGUAACGAAAACAAUCAACCGUUGUAUACGAUUUAUCAUCAUCAAAAGCAAUCGACAUCGAAUAGCGAAAGUGAACAACAGCAACAAUCAACAUCGAACGAUAAUCAAAAACAACAGCAGCCGAAUGCACCGUACGUAAAUAAUCCUCAACCAUCGUCAUCAUCGUAUAACAGUUAUCAACAUCCAAACGUUCCAUAUUAUCAUAACGAUCAAUAUUAUUAUUACAACGAUCAAGCUUUUUGGUGGGAUUAUAAUCAAUAUCAGACGAACUGGUCGGGCGGAGCCAAAGUGGCCGCGAAGAAGCUUGAAAAAUUCAACGGUGAUCCUUUAGCAUAUCAUACUUUUCGGAAAACGAUUCAACAUUACGUCGUCGACAAUCCACAAAUCAGAGGAAAUGCUAAUAAAAUCAUGGAAAUCAUUGAUUUGCUGCCGCACAAAGAUCGCUACAUCAUCGAGUGCUUUAAUCCAAAUACAUGCACAAUGGUUUCAAUAAUGGCUGAACUCGACGAACAUUAUGCCAGUCCCAAUCGGAUAAUUCCCGCGCUAGUGGACCGACUUCGGAAGGCGCCGUUCUUAUCAUUGCGACCAUUAGAACGAGACUGGGAGGCAUUAGUGGAAGUUACCAUACUGAUAAGAAAUACAUUAUCAAGCGCAAAUCUCGCUUCAGAAGAGAGAUCGUUAGUGGGCGUGCUACUACAGAAAAUCGAUCGAGCACAUUUCAUGCAUAUCGGCGAUAAACGUGCUAUCACACUGGAGCAAAUCUUACAGUACUUUAAAACAGGCCUCGAUCGAGAACGAACGGCUAUAUCGCAGAUCGCGUCCAGUGAUCUGAAUGUAAAAUCGACUAAUCGACCAAGCAUGGUUGCAAAUCGAACGACGAAUAAUGUAAUGAUGACUACAUCGACAAACACGUGCAUGUUCGCCGACGGUAAUCAUAAAACAGAGAAUUGUCCAUUGACGAUACAAGAACGACGACAAAUUGCUAUCGAUAAACGAAUGUGUUUCAGGUGUGGUGGUUUCCGACAUAACAGUAAAGAUUGUGAUCGACGAUUCAAAUGUGACAUCUGUAACAAGAAUCAUAUAACGUAUUUGUGCAACGAUUUGAAACCCAAAUCAUUUCCACCAACCACGACAAACGAAAUUGAAUCAACGAAUAAUGCUAGUAAUGAUCAAACAGUACCGAAACAAAUUGCUGAAUCAUCGGCGUCAAAUGUGAAUCAAUCAUCGAAACAAUCCGUAACAAACAAUUUGUUGACACAAAACAGCACGAGUCUAUACAAGACAACGAUGGCUACGAUUAACGGACGUAACGUAAGAGUGUUGUUCGACGAUGGAUCAGGAUCAUCAUUCAUUUCACGACGAUUAGCCGAAUUAUGGAAAUUGCGAACCGAUGAAGUUGAACCGAUUUGUAUGGAAACGCUAAGUCAAUCAACGCCUACUAUUACCGGAAGUAAAGUAGUUUCAUUAUCGAUCCCAAUCUGUGAUGGAAGCAACGAACAUUUGAAAUUCCGCAUCAACGAUAAAAUAAAUACAUUACGAUUCGAUUGUGUAAAUCAUGAACAACAAUUAUUGAUACGACAACAAAAUAUUCCGUUUUAUGAUGAACCAAAGAUGGUAGAUAUUUUGAUUGGUCUGGACAACAUCAACAAGAUACAGUUGGAAGAUGAAAAACGAUUAUCGAUCGAUCUCGUGGCCAAACGAACAACAUUAGGUUGGACAGUGUUUGGAUUGUCAAGAAAUUUGAACGGAGUAUUGUCAUCAUGCAAGAACAUCGGUAACGAAAUUGGUCCAGAACACAAUGUCGAUAAAGAAUCCAAACUGAUUAUGAAUAAAGUUAUGACAAACUAUUGUAAAACUGAAGAUGUUAAAUACGACGAUUCGAGCAAACAAUAUUCAAUCAAAGUACCGUUUAUUAUCAACGAAAAAAUCGAUCCAAAUGUCAAUGAAAUUAAAGAAGUGAUGAAUCAUAUGUUGAUGCAAAUGAACGUUGACCGGCGAAAACAGUAUCGCUCAAUGAUGAAUGAUAUGGAAACAAAAGAAGUAAUCGAACCGACGAAAAUAGCACCGAACAUCAGCUAUCGUAUACCGCAUUUUGUGAUUAGUCGAGAUGAUGAAAAACAACCAUGGAAUAAAGCGAUUUUUAAAGAAAUCAUAUUGUGGGAUAUCGUUCGACCAUUAUUGAAGUUUUGCAUGAAACCAAUCGGUAUAAUCAAUGAUAUACAAUCUGUUUUUCAUAAUAUCGAAAUCGACAAGGAACAUCGGGAUUACGUACAGUUUUUGUGGUUGAAUCUAGAAGACAAUUCGAUGUGCUAUCGUUUUAUCCGUCGGCCAUUUAGAAUAUCGUCUAGCCCGUUUGUUACGAUUGGAAUUGCCGUAAACGUAUCGGAUGACGAAAUAAUAUCGCUAAUUUAUGGAAAAUCAAACUUAAUCCAACGAAAAAUUGUUAUUGGUGAAUUAAUCGCAUUAUCAUAUGGAGCUAUUAGAGCCAAAUCGAUUGAAGGAAUGAUUCGACCUAAACAUCUUAUAUUGUAUUCCAAUGUGACGAACAAUGUAAAACGUUCUGAACGCAAUAUCAACCAAUUUCAGUGUCCUGUGGCUGUACGUCUGUAUACUAUCAAAUCGAAAGUAACCGAUAUCGACCUGGAAAGAAAAUGUUAUAACGAAUGGCUUCAACAAAUUGAUGUGCCCCCAGAUCCGUGGAAGCGAAGUAUCAAUGAGGAGAUGAGCAAUCGAAUUCCAAUGUUAAUGACAAAAAUAAUGUUUCGAAUUAAGUCAAUGAAUGACAGAUGUCGUCAAUGGAGAACCAAGCCCGUGUCUGUGAAUAUUGAUAAUUGGCUAUCUUGGAAAUCGCCAAAAAACGGGGGAGGAAUGUUGAAAAAAUAUCGGUCGAUAGGUGGCGAUAAUUAACUAACAAGAAAUUGAGUAUUGACCGUGAUGAAGAUGAAUAGAGUUUCUUCUUCGUCGUUUAUUUUUAUGCUGUAUUGAUUUUUCUUUAUUAUUAUGUUUAUGAUUUAUAUCGGUAAAGACAUCGUAUUAAUAAAUUAUAUGAAAUAAAGUUUUCAUUUUGUUGAUCA